UUAAAGAAGGAGUUUUACGCUUUGGCACAGUUCACCUUGACACAGUGAACAAGUGUGUUCCAUGGCUAAACCCUUUGCGGACGGGCCAGGCUUAUUGCACGGUGCUCAUUUCCUCAGUGCCCCUGGCACUGAAGAUGAAACAGAUGCUCAGGGCUUGACCUCAGUAGUAACCAAAGAAGUGGAGUCUUUCAGAAAUGUCAACUUGAUUACAAGAAGAAAGAAAAUGCCAGGGGAGAUGGAACCACUUGAUAAACUGGAUUCAUCGGAUGUACUUAAGUUGGAGCCAGCUCUGGAUCCAGAGAGACCAUCUGGACAGGAGUUUUCAGAGGGACCUCAGGAAGUAUUUCACUGUAAAAUGAAAGCUAAAGAGAAGAAAUACCAAUCUGACCUGUGGUUAGAAAUCGAACGUCUGAAUAAGGGUGGGGUGCAGCAGGACUCCAGCCCGUCUUCCUGGGCACUUUUUAAUACAACUUGUAACGCGGUGGCUCAGCAAACUGAUCCAGUUGAGAAUGUAUUUGAACAGAAUCUGAAGAUCAAGUUUUAUAUCAGUUCGGGAUCCGCAUCUCCUUCCUCACACAGUGGAGAUGAAGCCGACCCAGUUGAGAUUGUAGAUUCUGCUCAUCUUCCAGUUCAUACGCCAACAAUAAAGAGAAAGAAAUAUCACACUAACAUCCUCUUUCCUCCUAAGAAUAAGACCCACCAGUUUUUCCUCACGUCCUUUACUGCUCCCACCAAGUGUCACCAAUGCACAUCUCUGAUGGUGGGUUUGAUAAGGCAGGGCUGUGCGUGUGAUGCGUGUGGGUUCUUGUGUCACACAACCUGUGUCGAAAAAGCUCCACGAGCUUGUCCAGUGCCUGCUCACCAGAAGAAAGAACCCUUCUGUCUAGUUCCAUGGCAGGGUCUGGGGACAGCCUACGAAGGCCACGUCUGGAUUCCAAAGAAAACAGGAAUGAAAAAAGGAUGGCAGAGAGCACUGGCUAUAGUUUGUGACUUCAAACUCUUCUUCUAUGACAUAAAUGAAGACAAAGACUCAAAGCCCAGUGCCAUAGUGAGUCAAGUGAUCGACAUGAGGGAUGGAGCAUUUUCAGUCGGUUCUGUGUGGCCCUCUGAUUUUACUCCCGCCAGGAGAAAGGAAAUGCCCCGCAUGUUUAAAAUUCCAAAAGAAUCGCUCUGGGCAAUGAAGAAGGGCUAUUUGUCGUGCACAUUACCAUAGAUGAAAUUCUUCGGGUUGGUGACUUGAAGAAGGUCUACCAGAUUGAGCUCAUCCCACAUGGCCAGAUGGUUGCAGUGAUCUCUGGACGAAGUCACCACGUACAGCUGCUUCCCAUGUCAGCCCUGGACGGACGAAAGACUAAUGUCCACAAACUGGUGGAAACCAAAGGAUGCCAGACCAUGACCUCUGGAACAGUGUGCCGAGGGGCCCGCACGUGCCUCUGCGUAGCUAGGAAAAGCCAGGUCCUCUGUUUUGAGCUGUUUCAGGGCAAGAAAAUUUCUCACAGAAAAUUUAAAGAGGUCCAAGUCCCAACCAAUGUCCAGUGGAUGGCCAUUUUUGGUGAACAGCUCUGUGUGGGAUUCCAGUCGGGCUUCCUGAGAUACCCCUUGAGGAGAGAGGGAAUCCCGCAUAGGAUGCUGCAUGCCUACGACCCCACCCUGUCAUUCAUUGCACAUCACCCGGAGGAUGCUCUGUGUGCAGUUGAGAUCUCCAGCAUUGAGUAUCUGCUGUGUUUUAAGAGCAUUGGAGUGUACAUUGACGGCAGGGGCCUCCGAUCCAGACCGGUGGAGCUGAUGUGGCCAGCGACUCCCAGCUAUUGUUGUUAUAGUGCUCCAUACCUCUCAGUAUACAGUGAAAAUGCAGUGGACAUUUUCGAUGUGAACUCCACAGAGUGGAUCCAGACUGUCCCCCUCAAGAAGGUUCGACCCUUGAAUAAUGAAGGAUCACUGAAUAUCUUACAUUUGGAGACAAUUAGAUUGAUAUAUUUCCAAAACAAGUUGGCAAAUGAGGAUGAGCUGGUAGUCCCUGAAACACCACCGAAUCCUCAGAGGCAGAUGGUCCCACACGUCAACAGCAAGCGGCGUUACACCUUCCGAGUCCCCAAAGGGAAAAAGACCGUCCCCAAAGGGCUGUGACCACCCUUGCGGGGGCGCGGAGCACGAGGGACCACUCACCCACCUCGUGACUCAGUUUCUUUGGAAGGAAACGAAACAGGGUCAGGCUCAUCAGUUCCCUGCGGCGAUGUCUUAUAAUCUGGGUGGUUGUGAGUAUGAAUGUCAGCGCCAUGCGCGGGACCAUUCUCUGUGAGCAUGGAAUGAUUGAUAUUUUGCAUGUGAGCCUCUGCUCGAGGCCACCGCAGAGCCUGUGUGCACCCCGCGACGUCCCGUGAGCAAUAAACAGGACGUGCCGUGUAGCUGGAGAGAUUCCUUUCUGACUCGAUCUGCCUUCCUCAAAGUUAACUCUCCUUAUAGUUGGCUGUGAUUUCUGUAACCAGAUAGGCAGAAAAA
Sciurus carolinensis (gray squirrel) is the source of this 2499-nucleotide messenger RNA. Its product is annotated as serine/threonine-protein kinase MRCK alpha-like. Gene Ontology annotation, biological process: peptidyl-threonine phosphorylation; actomyosin structure organization. Bases 62 to 1213 code for a protein of 383 amino acids. Gene Ontology annotation, cellular component: cytoskeleton; actomyosin; cytoplasm. The transcript has 16 exons. The record is from RefSeq and is a predicted model, not a curated record. NCBI's taxonomy places the organism in Eukaryota, Metazoa, Chordata, Mammalia, Rodentia, Sciuridae. Gene Ontology annotation, molecular function: protein serine/threonine kinase activity.